UGUCAGCGAUGGCGUCUGCUGAUCUGAGAGCUGAGCUGGAAUGUUCCGUCUGUCUGAACAUUUAUACAGAUCCUGUAAACCUGAGAUGUGGACACAACUUCUGCCGGGUCUGUAUUGAUCAUGUGCUGGAUACACAGGAGGGGUCUGGAGGAUAUUCCUGUCCUGAAUGCAGAGAGAAGUUUCAGGAUCGGCCUGCACUGCAGAGGAACAUAACACUACGUAACAUAGUGGAGAAUUUCCUGUCUGCUCAGCCCGAUCAGGAGGAGUCCGGGGUCUUCUGUACUCACUGUGUGGACUCUCCUGUACCUGCUGUUAGAUCCUGUCUACACUGUGAGGUUUCUCUGUGUGAUAAACACCUGAGAGUCCACAAAAAGUCCCCAGAACACAUCUUAUGUGACCCCACCUUGUCCAUGGAGAGCAGAAAAUGCUCCGUCCAUAAGAAGAUCCUGGAGUAUUACUGCACCGAGGAUGAGACCUGUAUCUGUGUGUCUUGUAGUUUGGCCGGAGAACAUCGAGGACACCAGGUGGAGAUGCUGGAUGAGGCUUCUGAGAAGAAGAAGGAGACACUGAGGAAUGUUCUGCAGGAACUUCUGACAAAGAAAGAGGAGACGGAGGAAAGAGUCCAGAGUCUCCAGGAACACAGGAGGAAAGUAGAAGAAGAAGCAGCUGGUGACACCGAGAGAGUCACUGUCCUGUUUAGAGAUCUCAGGAGACGUCUGGAAGACCUGGAGAAGAGAAUCCUGAGGGAAAUCUCCGGGAGGGCAGAUCGGAUCUCCACCUCCAUCCAGGAUCUGGAAAUAAAGAAGGAGGAGCUGUCCAGGAAGAUGCGUCACAUUGAGGAGCUGUGUAACAUGACGGAUCCACUGACUGUCUUACAGGAAUCAGACACAGGGGACUUGUGCGAUACUGAGGAUUGGGAUAAUGAGGAGGACAGAGAGAGACAUGAGGAGCUGCUCAAUGAUGGAGGGGGUCUGGAUGUGGCUGGGAUUAUACACACAGGUUUAUCUGAUAUAAUAACAGAGAUAAAUGUAAUUUUCCGUAUACAGGAAGCUGCAGACAUAUUACUGGAUGUAAACACAGCUCAUAAUUUUCUCCAUAUAUCAGAUGACAGGAAAACUGCAUUCAAGUCAUAUAUAAAACAGAAUCGUCCAGGAACACUACAGAGAUUUCUGGAUUAUUCUCAGGUGUUGAGCAGUCAGAGUUUCUCCUCAGGGAGACAUUACUGGGAAGUGGAUGUCGGGGAAUCAGAUUGGUGGAUAGUUGGGAUGUGUUACCCCAGUAUAGGCAGGGUAGGAAGAUCGGAGUCAGUGAUUGGAUGUAAUAAACAAUCCUGGGGAUUGUACAGGAAUGGUGAUCAGUAUUGGGAGAUACAUGACAGUAAUAAGAUCCCCUUACCCACCAUUAUCUCCAGUAACAGAGUCAGGAUAUAUCUGGAUUAUGAGGCCGGGCGGAUCUUCUUUUAUGAUCUGUGUGACCCGAUCCGACACCUCCACACCUUCUCCACCACCUUUACUGAGCCCCUCCAUGCUGGGAUAUAUGUAGCGAGCGGUUGUAUAAAGAUCUGUGGGGGGAAUCAGGAGAUGUUAGAACUCCGCCAGAGACGGGUGAUGUAA
Molecule: messenger RNA, 1613 nt
Organism: Rana temporaria (common frog)
Lineage: Eukaryota; Metazoa; Chordata; Amphibia; Anura; Ranidae
Product: E3 ubiquitin-protein ligase TRIM39-like
Exons: 1
Coding region: 9-1613 (534 amino acids)
Molecular function (GO): zinc ion binding; protein binding
Source: RefSeq, a predicted model, not a curated record